Nematolebias whitei (Rio pearlfish) is the source of this 496-nucleotide messenger RNA. Its product is annotated as pyruvate kinase PKM-like. The transcript is spliced from 4 exons. Lineage: Eukaryota; Metazoa; Chordata; Actinopteri; Cyprinodontiformes; Rivulidae. The coding region runs from base 1 to 303 and encodes 100 amino acids. Gene Ontology annotation, cellular component: cytoplasm. Gene Ontology annotation, molecular function: magnesium ion binding; pyruvate kinase activity; potassium ion binding. Gene Ontology annotation, biological process: glycolytic process. The record is from RefSeq and is a predicted model, not a curated record.
AUGGAUGAAUUCUGGUCGGCACAUCUCCUGUCCAGGUACCGGCCUCGCUGUCCAAUCAUUGGGGUCACCAGAAGCCCUCAGGUGGCCCGUCAGUCCCAGCUGUUGCGAGGUGUUUUCCCCGCUCUCUUCCACCCUCUGCCUGCUCCUGUUUGGGCCGAUGAUGUCGACAACAGAGUCAACUUUGGAAUGGAAAUAGGAAAAGCCAGAGGGUUUUUCAAAUCAGGCGACAUGGUGAUUGUGGUGACAGGCUGGAUCCCAGGGUCCGGUCACACUAACAUCAUGAGGGCCGUUAACGUCCCGUAAACACAGGAAUCCUCCGAACCCUGAAGCUGCCUGACCCGCUGAAGCCUUCUGCCUCUGAUCGUGAAUGAAUGGGAUGAAAACACCGAGAAGCAGCUCUGAAAUUAAAACAAUGAACUCUGCAGCAGGCAGGAGUGUUGAAGCAGCAGCAGCAAGGAGAGAGAAUGGAGCUUGUUGAAGUUCUGUUGAUUAAACA